Molecule: messenger RNA, 1758 nt
Organism: Amphimedon queenslandica
Lineage: Eukaryota; Metazoa; Porifera; Demospongiae; Haplosclerida; Niphatidae
Exons: 17
Source: RefSeq, a predicted model, not a curated record
CCUCUCCCUCCCUCCCUCUAGUACCCCACUUUAUUCUCAAGAGGUGUUGAUCUCGUUAAACAGUUUCCAUUGUCUUAUUAUACAUUGGGACUGACUGUUGCUCACCUCUUAGGACUCAAGAAUGUGACUCCAUUCUCAACUGUUGCUAAUGGUAAAAGUCAUCAUUUGGAGUCAAAGUACCCAGAAGCUGUUGAUCUAGAUUGUUCUACCAACAGUAGUGAGUCAGUGACACUAUGUGAAGAAUGUGAUCAGUCCAAGGCGGAGUAUUUGUGCCAGAAGUGUGACUGUAAAUUGUGUGACAAGUGCUUUGAUCAGAUCCAUUCUGUUUCUAAGGUCCUCAAGACUCACAGUAAGGUGAUUAUUGAGUCCUCUGUACUGAAAAUGAGUAAUGACAGACAGUCGCAGCUCACAGCUGCUAUGAGGACAGCACAGAAGCAUCAACACUCACUGGCUCUCACUAGAAAUAAUUUGUGUGUAGCUCGUCAGAAGUUAAAUGAUUGUAAGACCAAGGUUUGUCGAGGAGAAGAACUCAUUCAGAUCUGUCAGGCUAGAAUUCAGAAAGUUGCUAGAAGCUUGUAUUUGGAGAUCAGCAAACAGGAGGAAAAACUUGAUGACUUUGACUGUGAGUUGAGGAAGGUUGAAGAAGCCAAAAGGAGGGCGGUGGUCAAGUGUCAUGCUGUCCUUCAAACCAACGAAGAGAAGGAAGACCUGGAUAAUUUGCUCUACCAGUUAACUUGUGCUGUUGAUCUUGAUACUUGUACCCUAUCAGAAGUCCACAUCCCACGUAUCAUUAUCAAUAGGGACGUACUGCAAGAGUCUCUGGAGGACUCAUAUCACUUGGCAUCCGAAUCUUCGAGCAGUGUAUUCAAUACUCCUCCUGGAGGGAAAGGACAAGAAGAGGAGGAAGAGGAGGAGGAAGAAGAUCAUAAUGAAACUACUUCAUCUUUUUCACUGUCUCCCCCACAGGUUAACGAUCCGUUGGCUGUAUCAGCAUCAGAUGAUGUCAAUGAUUCCAGUGCUUCUGUUAAUGUCGUCAUUAAAGAAGGCGCUGAGAGCGUCAGAUCCUGUACUCCAGUGGGACAGUCCACUCCUAAUCUACAGGGCAGUCAGUUCCUCUCUCCGUCUCUCAGUCCUAAGGUCCCGAGAGGUUACAGUUCUUGUACCAGCAGCAGCAGUAGGGGAAGUACCCCCGGACCUACUGAUACUGAUAUGACUGGAGCUGUUGGUGUCAUAGUCAGUCAUAUUAACUCACCCAGUGAGUUCUACAUCCAGUACACCAGUGACCUUCCAUCAUUGGACCACUUUCAUUCAGAGCUAAAAGGAGAAUCACUUCAGAGGAUCAGUGGCUUACAAAAAAAUCUGGUCUGUGUUGUAGUCCGUGAAGACUCUUACCGUCGCUGUCAGGUUGAAUCUUCUGACGAUCACUCCUACCCUUCUGUUCAGCUCCUUGACUAUGGGAACUCUGAAAUAGUCAACGUACACAGUUUGUUCUAUCUCCCGUCAAAGUUCAAGGAGACUCCUCUGUUUGCUCAUAAGUGUCGGUUGGAAGGUAUCGGGCCAAUGUCUUCUGGAAGACAUGACAAGUACCAGAUCACUCCACAAAAUGUUUGGAGUCACUCGGCAAACUCAUUCUUUAAGAGCGUCUGUGAAGAUAAAACCGAUAUUAAGAUGAAGGUUUUUUCCAAGGAAGGGAAUGUCCUUUUUGUUGAUAUUAUUAUUCCAUCAAGCAGUGGUGGCCUAUCCAUUGCUAGGCAACUC